AUGAUCUUAACGUACUGGAUAAGGUUCGCAGGCGACGAAGACGUAGAAGAAGGUGAGGGUCAGAUUGAUAACUCGGGGGAGAGUGAUGAAGCACCGCCAAAAGAAGAUGAUGAUUACUCUCCAGAAGAUGGCAGAAAGAAAAAGAAAGGCAAGAAAAGAAAAGCAAGAGGAGAAGAAAAGAAAGGAAGAAAGAAAAAGAAGAAGCGAAAGAAUGAGAGUGAAGAUGAUGAUGACUUUGGUCUGGAGAUUGAGGCCGAGGGUGACAGUGAUUAUGCACUAAGUGCGGUGUCUUCAAGCAAGAAGUCCCGGAAAGGAAGGACCAGUAAACACAAUACAUCCGCACCCUCGGUUCCUGACUCGGGAUCAGGUAUGCCGACAGUUGAAGAAGUGUGCUCUACAUUCGGCCUCACAGACGUUGAUAUUCAGUAUUCAGAUGCUGAUCUUGAAAAUUUAACAAGCUACAAGUUGUUUCAACAACAUGUCCGCCCACUUAUUGUGAAGGAAAAUCCUAAGGUACCAGUGUCGAAGUUGAUGAUGUUAGUUGCGGCGAAAUGGCGUUUGUUCUGUGAGAGAAAUCCACAUCUAGAUGGUGGCAGUCAGAACAUGGGUUCAGAAGAUAAUACUAACACGUCCACUACAUCAGACUACACGCCGAAGAGGCCCGGACGUACUCCAAAAGAAACUAAAAUCGAGGAUUCCAUUGAUGAACCUGAGGAAGAGGAUAUGAGUGACGAAGGAACGCCCGCUCCUCGAAAACGUGGCCGCAAGCCAAAGCACGCGCCACGCGGCAAGCCGGGACGUAAGCCUAAAGUGCCCACUCUCAAGAUCAAGUUCAGUAAACGGAAACGCACUAGCAGUGAAGAAGAUCAAGAAGGCAGUGCUGGUGCGAAUACAGACUCGGAUGAAGAAUUUGAACAGCUAUUGGCUGAGGCCGAAGAACCGAGACCCGUUGCAAGUACCACAGAAGAAACACCGCAACAGAAGGAGGACGAUCCCAACUUACCACAACAGCCAAAGAAGAAGGCUAAAACAAAAAUCGGCAACAAGAGCAAAAAGAAGAAAAAAACGAAAUCAACCAACAAAUUUCCAGAUGGCGCUGAAGGUGAACAGGAACAUCAGGAUUACUGCGAGGUGUGUCAACAAGGGGGUGAAAUAAUACUAUGUGACACAUGUCCUCGUGCGUACCAUUUGGUUUGUUUGGACCCUGAAUUGGAGGAGACGCCCGAAGGUCGCUGGUCAUGCACAUACUGCCAGGCCGAGGGUAACCAGGAACAGGAAGACGAUGAUGAGCAUCAGGAGUUCUGCAGGAUUUGCAAAGAUGGAGGAGAACUAUUAUGUUGCGACUCAUGUCCGUCGGCAUACCACAGAUUCUGUUUAAAUCCACCACUAGAAGAAGUCCCAGACGGCGAAUGGAAAUGUCCACGAUGUAGUUGUCCACCUUUGGAUGGUAAAGUCGCUAAGAUUUUAACAUGGCGAUGGAAAGAACAGCCGGCAAAGUCAAAGGCGCCACGUUCGAGAGAGUUCUUCGUAAAAUGGCAUGAGCGUUCCUACUGGCAUUGCAGUUGGAUUUCUGAGAUUCAGUUGGAUGUAUUCCAUCCCCUGAUGUAUCGCUACUAUAUGCGUAAAUCUGAUCCCGAAGAACCGCCCAAGUUGGACGACGGGCUCGAGGAACGCGAAGGUCGCAGGCGGAUGAAGCAUAGCAAGCAACAUCACCAAGACAACGAUGAAAAACUAUUGGAGGAGAAAUACUAUAGAUACGGCGUAAGACCGGAAUGGCUAAUAGUACAUAGAGUGAUUAAUCAUCGUACAGCCCGCGAUGGUACUACAUACUAUUUGGUUAAAUGGAGAGAUUUAUCUUACGAUCAGGCCACUUGGGAAUCUGAGCACGAAGAUAUAGCUGGGCUCAAGAAUGCCCUUGAAUAUUAUCAGGACAUGCGCGCUUAUAUCACUUCGGAGGGAAAAACUAAGGGAAGUAAAGGCAAAAAGGCCGGUCGUAAGAGUAAGAACAAAGAUAACAUUGAUGACGACGAGAGCAGCAGUGGUCUGCAGUUCAAAGGGAGGAAAUACAAUCCGCCACCUGACCGCCCCACCACUAACCUAAACAAGAAAUAUGAAGAUCAGCCUCCAUUCGUAUAUGAAACUGGUAUGCAGCUCCAUACAUACCAAUUGGAUGGACUUAAUUGGUUGCGGUACUCCUGGGGACAAGGAAUUGACACAAUACUUGCCGAUGAAAUGGGUCUCGGGAAAACCAUUCAGACUGUGACAUUCCUUUACUCGUUGUUUAAGGAAGGUCAUUGCAAGGGACCUUUCUUAGUAUCUGUACCCCUUUCGACAAUUAUCAAUUGGGAGAGAGAGUUUGAACUGUGGGCGCCAGAUUUAUACUGUAUCACAUACGUCGGUGAUAAAGAUUCAAGAGCAGUUAUUAGAGAAAAUGAACUAACUUUCGACGAUGGUGCCAAUAGAGGAGGGAGACCGUCUAAGAUAAAGUCUCAAGUGAAAUUCAAUGUACUUUUAACCUCAUAUGAACUUAUAUCAAUUGAUUCCACGUGUCUCGGUUCUAUAGACUGGGCAGUUCUGGUCGUGGACGAAGCUCACAGACUUAAAAGCAACCAGUCUAAAUUUUUCCGUCUUCUUGCUGGAUAUCACAUUAAUUACAAGCUUCUAUUGACGGGAACUCCAUUACAAAACAAUCUAGAAGAAUUGUUCCAUCUUUUGAACUUCUUGAACAAAGAUAAGUUUAACGACUUAGCCGCUUUCCAAAAUGAAUUCGCGGAUGUAUCGAAAGAGGAACAAGUUAAAAGGCUUCACGAAAUGUUGGGGCCUCACAUGCUGCGUCGUCUUAAGGCUGACGUAUUGAAAAACAUGCCAGCGAAAUCAGAGUUCAUUGUGCGUGUAGAAUUGUCACCAAUGCAGAAGAAAUAUUAUAAGUACAUCUUGACGAGAAACUAUGAAGCUUUGAAUCCUAAGAGCGGUGGUCAAACUGUGUCGUUACUUAAUGUCAUGAUGGAUCUUAAAAAGUGUUGCAAUCACCCAUAUCUGUUUCCUGUAGCGGCAGAGGAAGCACCGCUCGGACCUCAUGGCAAUUAUGAAACCCAAGCUCUGGUUAAGGCAUCCGGAAAACUAGUGCUCAUGUCUAAAAUGUUGAAACAGCUCAAAGAACAAGGACAUAGGGUACUUAUAUUCUCUCAAAUGACGAAAAUGUUGGAUAUACUAGAAGAUUUCUUAGAAGGGGAAGGAUAUAAAUACGAAAGAAUUGACGGUGGUAUUACAGGAACUAUCCGUCAAGAAGCCAUUGAUAGGUUUAACGCCCCGGGCGCUCAGCAAUUCGUUUUCCUUCUCUCAACAAGGGCUGGUGGUCUUGGAAUCAAUUUAGCCACAGCUGAUACUGUAAUUAUUUACGAUUCAGAUUGGAAUCCUCACAACGACAUUCAGGCGUUUUCGCGUGCUCAUCGUAUCGGUCAAGCCAACAAGGUGAUGAUUUAUCGGUUCGUAACGCGAAACAGUGUCGAAGAGAGAGUAACGCAAGUAGCGAAAAGGAAAAUGAUGUUAACUCAUUUGGUUGUGCGUCCGGGUAUGGGUGGGAAAGGUGCAAACUUUACUAAACAAGAACUGGACGAUAUCUUGAGAUUCGGUACAGAAGAGUUAUUCAAAGAAGAGGAAGGCAAAGAAGAAGCUAUACAUUAUGACGAUAGAGCGGUGUCCGAAUUACUCGAUCGUUCGAAAGAAGGUAUCGAGCAGAAGGAAUCGUGGGCUAAUGAAUACCUUAGCUCCUUUAAAGUUGCCAGCUAUUCAACCAAAGAAGGCGAUGGUGAAGAAGAAGUGGAUACUGAAAUCAUCAAACAAGAGGCCGAAAACACCGAUCCCGCGUACUGGAUCAAGUUACUUAGGCAUCAUUACGAGCAGCAUCAAGAAGACCAGGCGAGAACUCUCGGUAAAGGGAAGAGAGUUCGUAAGCAAGUUAAUUACAGCGACGGUAUAGUUGCUCAGACUGAAAAUAGAGAGGAUACUACUUGGCAAGAAAACGGAUCAGAUUAUAAUUCUGAUUUCUCCCAGGGCAGUGAGGAUGAUAAAGAGGAUGACGAUUUCGAUGAAAAGAAUGAUAACGGUGAUUUACUCAGUCGUCGUAGUAAGAGACGUUUGGAAAGAAGGGAGGAAAGAGACAGGCCGUUACCGCCACUGCUUGCUCGUGUCGGUGGUAAUAUGGAAGUGCUUGGUUUUAACGCACGACAACGUAAAUCUUUCCUCAAUGCCAUUAUGCGAUACGGUAUGCCACCGCAGGACGCCUUUAAUUCUCAAUGGCUGGUCAGAGAUCUCAGGGGAAAAUCUGAACGCAAUUUCAAGGCAUACGUUUCCUUAUUCAUGAGGCAUUUGUGCGAGCCAGGAGCGGAUAAUGCUGAGACAUUUGCCGAUGGUGUUCCUAGAGAAGGAUUAUCGAGACAACACGUUCUGACAAGGAUCGGUGUCAUGAGUCUUAUUAGAAAGAAAGUCCAGGAGUUUGAACACAUCAACGGUUACUACAGUAUGCCAGAAUUGAUAAGGAAGCCAGUAGAGCCAGUAAAGAUAGCGGGUGCUGAGAGCGCUGCGCCUAGCCCGGCGCCGUCCACAGCUACACCCAUUACUUCAGCGGCCCCAUCACCAGCUCCCACUCAAGUCACUCAAGCAUCAGGUCAAGCUCCAACACCGGGUAGCUCCGAGAAAGAUGAGAAGGAAGAAACGAAGGACGACAAAUCUGAAAUUAAGGAUAAAGAAAAGGACGAACCGAUGGACAUUAGUGACAUUAAGGAAGAAAAGGAUAAAUUUGACGAAAAGGAAACAAAGGAUAUCAAGGAAGAGAUAAAAGAAGAAAGGAGAAUGUCUGUCGAUGAGGAGCCCGCCAAAGAUGAAGAGAAAUCGGAAGAGAAGAAAGACGACAAAGAUGAAAAAAUCAAAGAAGAAAAUAAAGAGGAAUCAGAUAAGAAGGAUGACGCGAGGAGCGACAAGACGGAGUCGGAAGGGUCAGAUAAACCGAAAGACGAGAAGAAGGACGAAGAUGACGACGACGUUGUGAUUGUCAAAGAAGAGGACGAUCUGAAAGUGGAGCGGCGCAAGUUCAUGUUUAACAUCGCGGACGGCGGCUUCACAGAACUCCACACGUUAUGGUUAAACGAGGAACGUGCGGCGGCGCCGGGCAGGGAGUACGAGAUAUGGCACAGGAGACACGACUACUGGCUGCUGGCCGGCAUCGUGACGCACGGCUACGGCCGCUGGCAGGACAUACAGAACGAUCUGAGGUUCGCGAUCAUCAACGAACCGUUUAAAAUGGACGUCGGCAAGGGGAACUUCCUCGAAAUCAAGAACAAGUUCUUAGCCAGGCGGUUUAAGUUGCUGGAACAGGCGUUGGUUAUAGAAGAGCAGCUCCGUCGUGCUGCUUACCUCAACCUGACGCAGGAUCCCAACCACCCGGCCAUGUCGCUGAACGCGCGCUUCGCGGAGGUGGAGUGUCUCGCAGAAUCACAUCAACACCUCAGCAAGGAAUCGCUGGCCGGAAAUAAACCAGCUAACGCGGUCUUGCAUAAGGUGUUGAACCAGCUGGAGGAGUUAUUAUCGGAUAUGAAGUCUGACGUGUCCCGUCUGCCGGCCACGCUCGCCCGCAUCCCGCCAGUGGCGCAGCGUUUACAGAUGUCAGAGAGGUCCAUACUGUCACGGCUCGCAGCCACCGCGGGGAACCCCGUGCCCGCAGCUCAAAUGGCCCAGUUCCCUGGUGGUUUUGGAGCGGGCGGUACCCUGCCCGGGUUCUCUCCGGCCGCGGCCGCUGCUGCUAACUUCACUAACUUCCGGCCGCAGUAUUCUGUCCCUGGACAGCCAGCCGCAGCCACAGCCACCGCCUCCAAUGUGAAUAUAUUAUAA
Danaus chrysippus (African queen) is the source of this 5886-nucleotide messenger RNA. The record is from the annotation of a GenBank genome assembly. NCBI's taxonomy places the organism in Eukaryota, Metazoa, Arthropoda, Insecta, Lepidoptera, Nymphalidae.